AGCUGCUUCUGAUGGAGAAGUUUGUCGAGACACAAGCAUGGCAGGAGAACCGUGGAACAAGAUAAACAUUCCCUUUCCGAGUGCUGUCUCCAGUGUUCGUGUACAUAUCACCACAGAAACAGCUACAAAUGUUGAAACACUGAUGACUGAAAAUGAAAAGGUCCUGAAGCUAAUCCGCAGUGAGAUCCUUCAAACGGAGAUACGAGUUUUGUACGAGCUGCUGUACAACCUGAACAACAGCUCCAAAGGCAACAAGACGUUCAAGGGAUUGAAGCAGGUUGAACAGUGUGUGAACAGGCUGAAGAAUAUGAAAAUUGAUGUUGCUCUUCGGGAACUGGCAGAUAUCUGUCCAAAUAGGAUCCAGAGACAGCUGAGUAUCAAGGAUGGGGAGUGUGUCGUUCCCAGUCAGCCCAUGCUGGAGUGGAUCUGUCUCAAAGUGCUGGGGGCUGCUCAGCUGAUGAGCUGCACGUUGAAUCGAUGCAGCAGAGCUUUCAUACUCUCAAAGCAGCAGUUGAAGUGGGAGGAGUUUAUUAUCCUGAAUGUGGUGACAACCAGCAUGCUCAGUCGUCUGUGGGUGAUUUUCCGUGGUAUGCUGGUUGGCCUGGCCAGCCUGUACCAGCAGCUCCUGGAACUUCUCAAAGAUGUAGCCCACGCCCAGCCCAUGCCCUUCCUCACAGACUUCUCCCUGCCAGCUGAUAUUGCUCAGUUACUUGGUCCUUCCGAUGCAUAUUUAUUGUCUAAGCAUCCAGCACAUAGGAAAGACCGCCAAGACAAGAAGCAGAGAGCGAAGAAAUUUUCAGUUAAAGUCAGGACCCAGGCGCAGAAAAGAAAAAUUAAAGAGGACCUUGGCAUUGCUGUUAAAAGAGGCACUGGUCAUGAUGCAGACAUUAGGCCUUUUUUCAAGCUUUUCAGGAAUUUUACAGAGGGUCCAUCUUUCCCAAAACAAAUGCGAAAGGCUGACAGGAAAAAGAGGUUCCAGAAAAAAGUGAGAGAAGCUGCUUCUUUCACCCACAUGGCGACCCAUCUUGAUGAGAUGAUUCUGUGGUGCAAAUCUCAGAGGAUGGGAAAGGAAAAACGCCUUUUAAACUUCUUGCGUGUAAAGUGCCAAAAGAUGAAAUGCCUAGAGACAGCAGGUUACAAUGUCCAGAGGAAGUUGCAAACUUUUAAAAAGGAAGUUUGCUGGGCUUCAUCUCCACAAGGAUCAGCGCCAAAGACCUUUCAUUCACUUACCUCAAGGAGAAGAAGCGUUCACUUGAGAGCUCAUGUUCAGACACGUAGCAGGCAGUUUAUGUCUUCUACUGUUAGAACUGGUAUAAAAAGAAGAGAGAAAGGGCCCAAGUUAUCUGGACUUCGUGUGGAUGACCAACAAAGCAAGUCUACAGAAGAGGCGACGCAUCAAGCUACAGACUCUGAUAGUCAUGAUGACAUUGAUGAUAUAUUUGCCUCCGUAGGUUUGUGAGACUUGGGAGAAAGUACUCUGUACCACCGAGCUUGGUAUGCAGUAUUCAGCUUUGGCCUGUAAAAAGCUAUCAAGUAUGAGCCGUUACACAUGUAAACAGUUGAAUUCCCUAGACAAAAAAUUUCCAUGUUUUCAUAUUGGACAGGCUUUCAAGUGGAUGAAAUGUCCACUCACCAGCCACUUUAUUGGGAACACUCCAACUGCUUGUUAAUGCAAAUAUCUAAUCAGCCAAUUACAUGGUAGCAACUCAAUGCAUUAAGGCAUGUGGACAUAGUUAAGAUGAUCUGCUGUAGUUCAAAUUGAACAUCAGAAUGGGGAAGAACGGCAAUUUAAGUGACUUUGAACGUACUUGAUGGAACUGAAAUGUAAGACUCUGACUACAGUACUUGUUAUAGAAUAUUUAACAUCUGUGAAAGUUUUUGAUGAGCACCCAGACUGAAACAUGUAUUUAUAGUUCAAAAUAUCAAAGGCAUUCACUGCUUUUUGCUGAAGCAUGCACCAAGUGAAGUAAGAGUUGUUCUCCUGUCUUAAGAUCACAUUGUGUAGCUUUGACUUUUCUUUUGCAAAAAAAAAAAAAGAGAGAAAAUCAAUUUGAUAAAGUGGAAAAUUCUGCAAAUGUGCCAGUUUUUUUUAAUCAGAAUGAAAGGAUUAACAUUGAAGUCAUACCCGUUACAAAUGUGAAAGAGGCUUUUAAAAUUUGGCGAUACCCUUUGAGCAGCUUUACUAGUAUCUUUGUCUUCCCCUGGUGGAUUUGAAGAUCAGUGCACUCAAAAAUUCCAGGCUUGAUCUUCGAGAAUAUGGAAUGAAUCUCUCAACCUUGAUAAAUGUAAGGCUCGUGGCAGAUGCCGCCUGAGACAGCGGAGGUGUCAGCCUUCUCUAGAAAUGAAUUUGUGCUAAAGGAGUCUGAAGAGACGAUACAAACACUCCUGCAGUGGCACCUCUUAGUAGACAGUGUGGACUCAGCCAGAGGCCUUCAGGCACAAGUGGCUCUCACCGAAACCAUGCAGGUGUCUAGCAGUUGGCAGAGAACACAGUGCACCAAAUUAGAACCUAAAGGGUUAGUUUUGCUACAGCCAAUAUUUUUUUCACCAUU
Molecule: messenger RNA, 2552 nt
Organism: Archocentrus centrarchus (flier cichlid)
Lineage: Eukaryota; Metazoa; Chordata; Actinopteri; Cichliformes; Cichlidae
Gene: rmp64
Product: ribonuclease MRP subunit p64
Exons: 10
Coding region: 38-1459 (473 amino acids)
Biological process (GO): positive regulation of Notch signaling pathway
Cellular component (GO): nucleus
Source: RefSeq, a predicted model, not a curated record